Messenger RNA from Pungitius pungitius (ninespine stickleback), 1187 nucleotides. Its product is annotated as transient receptor potential cation channel subfamily M member 1-like. The record is from RefSeq and is a predicted model, not a curated record. Lineage: Eukaryota; Metazoa; Chordata; Actinopteri; Perciformes; Gasterosteidae. Bases 1 to 1185 code for a protein of 394 amino acids. Gene Ontology annotation, molecular function: calcium channel activity. Gene Ontology annotation, cellular component: plasma membrane. Gene Ontology annotation, biological process: monoatomic cation transmembrane transport; metal ion transport. The transcript has 7 exons.
AUGAGAGGUUUUUGGGAACUCGUCUGGCGUUUGGCGGGCCACGCAGCGUGCAGCUGGCUGCUCGGCUUAGCGCCGGCCCCCUCGCCUCGCCGCUGGGAGCAGGUGCUGGAGCUGGCUGCCCACCUCCAGGCCACCUACGCCUCCCAUGACGCCCGUCUCAGCCCGACUCGGCCCCAAGACCCCCUUCCCGGCUCCAAGAGACUGGCGAGCAAGCAGGAGUUCCAGAAGGUGGUGGAAUCCUUGAAUAGGACGGAGAUGCCCUGCCAGGCCUUAGUAAGGAUGCUGGCCAAAACAACAGGCUGGAAGGAGAAAAUGCUCUUGAAUCUAAAAACUCAGGACGUGCACCAACGACGGCCGGCCGGUGCUAUCGCCAACGCUACGACCUCUGGAGCCGCGGCUCAAGAGAAGCAAAAGAGUCCCGCCCGUGCUCCUCAAAAUAAAAGCAGAGGAAAGAAGGGGAAGGGGAAGGGAAAGUCAAAGCCUGAACCUCCGGAGGAAACAGACCCCAGGAAGUUGGAGUUGAUGCGUUGGGUGAACUCUCUGGAGCAGGCCAUGAUGGAUGCUCUCGUGCUCGACCGAGUGGACUUUGUCAAACUGCUCCUUGAGAAUGGGGUCAAUAUUCACCACUUCCUCACCAUUCCCAGACUGGAGGAGUUAUACAACACGAAACUUGGUCCUGCUAAUUCCCUCAAUGCUGUGGUGAGGGAUGUCAAAAAGGGAAACCUUCCUCCAGAUUAUCAGAUCACUGUGAUUGAUAUUGGUCUGGUGCUGGAGUGCUUCAUGGGGGGAGCUUACAGGAGCAAUUACACCAGGAAGGCUUUCCGCAACCUCUACAAUAAUUUGUAUGGACUAAAAAGGCCGAAGGCCCUGAAGCUUCUUGGAAUGGAGGAUGAUGAACCACGGUCAAAAGGAAAGAAAAAGACGAAAAAGAAAAAGGAGGAGGAGGUGGAAAUUGACGCGGAUGACCCCGAGGUCUGUCGCUUCAAGUUCCCCUUCCACGAGCUGAUGCUGUGGGCGGUGCUGAUGAAGCGCCAGAAGAUGGCACUGUUUCUGUGGAAGCGUGGAGAAGAAGCCAUGGCGAAGGCCCUGGUGGCCUGUAAACUGUAUAAAGCCAUGGCACAUGAGUGCUCUGAGAGUGAAUUGGUGGAUGACAUCUCCCAAGACCUGGAGAACAACUCCAAGUGAGA